AUACACCGGUCUCCCUUCCUCAGGUUCCCAGCCUGAGGCGGACUGGUGAGCUCCAGCGGAUUGGCUAACUCCAGGAGGCGGGUCAGCUUCGAGUCUACUUGCUGGUUGGAGAAGCUGACCUCUAAGGGCGGUGCCUUGCCUUGGCCAGUUGGCGCCUGCGAUUGGCUCGCGACCUGGUUCCGCCGAGGCGUGGUAGGAAGUGGGAACCGUCAAUCACGAAGGGAGACUCCAAACAGUGAGGCUUGAGCUGGAGCGCAGCGUUUACCGGCGGGGCGGCCGGUUUUAUGAAUGAAGCUAUGGCUACAGAUUCUCCUCGAAGACCCAGUCGAUGUACUGGUGGGGUUGUGGUUCGACCUCAGGCUGUCACAGAGCAGUCCUACAUGGAGAGUGUUGUGAAUUUUCUGCAGGAUGUUGUGCCACAGGCUUACAGUGGAACACCUGUAACAGAAGAAAAGGAGAAGAUUGUUUGGGUCAGAUUUGAAAAUGCAGAUUUAAAUGAUACGUCACGAAAUCUGGAGUUUCAGGAAAUACAUACCACUGGAAAUGAACCACCUUUGCUGAUUAUGAUUGGCUACAGUGAUGGAUUGCAGGUCUGGAGCAUCCCUAUCAGUGGAGAAGCACAAGAGCUCUUCUCUGUUAGGCAUGGCCCAGUUCGAGCAGCAAGAAUUUUGCCUGCCCCACAGUGUGGUGCUCAAAAGUGUGAUAGCUUUGCUGAGAAAAGACCUCUCCUUGGUGUUUGUAAGAGCACUGGAUCAUCUGGCACAAGCCCACCGUACUGCUGUGUGGAUCUUUAUUCUCUUCGUACUGGUGAGAUGGUGAAGUCCAUUCAGUUUAAAACACCCAUUUAUGAUCUCCACUGCAAUAAGCGGAUCCUUGUCGUAGUCUUGCAGGAGAAAAUCGCUGCCUUUGAUAGCUGCACUUUCACAAAAAAAUUUUUUGUUACAAGUUGUUACCCUUGCCCAGGACCGAAUAUGAAUCCUAUUGCUCUUGGGAGUCGCUGGCUUGCUUAUGCAGAAAACAAGUUGAUUCGAUGCCAUCAGUCCCGUGGUGGAGCCUGCGGAGACAACAUUCAGUCUUAUACUGCCACAGUAAUUAGUGCUGCCAAAACCUUGAAAAGUGGCCUGACAAUGGUUGGGAAAGUGGUCACCCAGCUGACAGGCACACUGCCCUCAGGUGUGACAGAGGAUGAUGUCACCAUCCAUAGUAAUUCUCGGAGGAGUCCUCUGGUUCCUGGAAUUAUUACAGUAAUCGAUACUGAAACUGUUGGAGAGGGGCAGGUACUUGUGAGUGAAGAUUCUGACAGUGAUGGUAUUGUGGCCCACUUCCCUGCCCAUGAGAAACCUGUGUGCUGCAUGGCUUUUAAUACAAGUGGAAUGCUUCUAGUCACAACAGAUACCCUUGGCCAUGACUUUCAUGUCUUCCAAAUUUUAACUCACCCGUGGUCCUCAUCACAAAGCGCUGUGCACCAUCUUUACACACUUCACAGGGGAGAGACUGAAGCCAAAGUGCAAGACAUCUGCUUCAGCCAUGACUGUCGUUGGGUUGUAGUAAGUACCCUCCGGGGUACUUCCCACGUGUUCCCCAUCAACCCCUAUGGUGGCCAGCCUUGUGUUCGAACACAUACAUCACCACGAGUAGUAAACCGCAUGAGCCGUUUCCAGAAAAGUGCUGGACUGGAAGAGAUUGAACAAGAAUUGACGUCUAAACAGGGAGGUCGCUGUAGCCCUGUUCCAGGACUAUCAAGCAGUCCUUCUGGCUCACCCCUACAUGGGAAACUGAAUAGCCAAGACUCGUAUAACAAUUUUACCAACAACAAUCCUGGCAAUCCUCGACUUUCUCCUCUUCCCAGUUUGAUGGUAGUGAUGCCUCUUGCACAAAUCAAGCAGCCAAUGACAUUGGGUACCAUCACCAAAAGGACAGGGCCUUAUCUCUUUGGAGCGGGGUGUUUUUCCAUAAAAGCUCCAUGCAAAGUUAAACCACCUCCACAGAUUUCACCUAGCAAAUCAGUGGGUGGAGAAUUUUGUGUGGCUGCUGUCUUUGGAACAUCCAGGUCAUGGUUUGCAAAUAAUGCAGGUCUGAAAAGAGAAAAAGAUCAGUCCAAACAAGUUGUAGUUGAAUCUCUCUACAUUAUCAGUUGCUAUGGCACCUUAGUGGAGCACAUGAUGGAGCCACGAGCCCUCAGCACUGCCCACAAGAUCAGUGAUGACACUCCACUGGAAAUGAUGACAUCUCCUCGAGCCAGCUGGACUCUGGUUAGAACCCCUCAGUGGAAUGAAUUGCAGCCACCAUUUAAUGCAAACCACCCUCUGCUCCUCGCUGCAGAUGCAGUACAGUAUUACCAGUUCCUGCUUGCCGGCCUGGUGCCCCCUGGAAGUCCUGGACCCAUUACUCGACAUGGGUCCUAUGACAGUUUAGCCUCUGACCAUAGUGGACAAGAAGAUGAGGAAUGGCUUUCACAGGUUGAAAUCGUAACACACACUGGACCCCAUAGACGUCUGUGGAUGGGGCCACAGUUCCAGUUCAAAACCAUACACCCUUCAGGCCAAACCACAGUCAUAUCAUCUAGUUCAUCGGUGUUGCAGUCUCAUGGUCCGAGUGACACUCCACAGCCCCUUUUGGAUUUUGAUACUGAUGAUCUAGAUCUCAACAGCCUGAGGAUCCAACCCGUCCGCUCUGACCCAGUCAGCAUGCCAGGGUCCUCCCGUCCAGUUUCUGAUCGAAGGGGAAUUUCCACAGUGAUUGAUGCUGCCUCAGGUACCUUUGACCGGAGCGUGACCCUGCUGGAGGUGUGUGGGAGCUGGCCUGAGGGCUUUGGGCUGCGACACAUGUCCUCCAUGGAGCACACAGAGGAAGGUCUGCGGGAGCGCCUCGCUGACGCCAUGGCCGAGUCACCCAGCCGUGACGUUGUGGGAUCUGGAACAGGGAAAAAAAAAGGAAAAAAAAAACAAUGCCAACAGCCCAGCGCCCGUGAGCAACCCAACAAUAACAAAGCGUGCGUUCGCGAUGGAGGCAGAACUUCAGCGAGAGGGAAGCAUCGAGACUCUGAGUAACAGCUCAGGUUCCACCAGCGGCAGCAUCCCGAGAAACUUUGACGGCUAUCGAUCUCCACUCCCCACCAACGAGAGUCAGCCCCUCAGCCUCUUCCCCACUGGUUUCCCGUAGUUCCCAGCAAUCUGCUUCAGACCAGCCAGCCCACUCACCCGCUGGAAGGAGGGGAGAAGGCCCCCACGCCUCAACCCUAACCCUGCAGCCUCUGCUCCUCUGUCGUCACCGUUUCCCCAAGCCCGGUGAUUAUCAGCCACCUGUCUGGAGAAGAGACCCCUACCCAGAGCACAUCCUGAUCUCAUCCGCCCGCUUGGCAGGGGGCUGUGGCCUCAGAGACUGCAGAUGCUCAGUCUCCAUCUCCAUUCGCAUUUGAUGUCCUGCGUUGGAUCCGCUUUUGUAUUUUCUAACCAUACCCACAGGGGCCCUGGAACACUGGGUUGGGAGGGGGUAGUUGGUUCCAGCCGGGGACUUGAGCCUGAGUGGACAGGCUCAGUCCCAGCCCUCUGAGCUGUGACACACUCUG
This is a messenger RNA of Ochotona princeps (American pika), 3568 nucleotides long. It is a transcript of the gene BCAS3, whose product is annotated as BCAS3 microtubule associated cell migration factor. NCBI's taxonomy places the organism in Eukaryota, Metazoa, Chordata, Mammalia, Lagomorpha, Ochotonidae. The record is from RefSeq and is a predicted model, not a curated record. Gene Ontology annotation, molecular function: protein binding. The transcript is spliced from 27 exons. Gene Ontology annotation, cellular component: cytoplasm. Gene Ontology annotation, biological process: response to starvation; autophagy. The coding region runs from base 285 to 3050 and encodes 921 amino acids.